Messenger RNA from Rhinolophus ferrumequinum (greater horseshoe bat), 3448 nucleotides. RefSeq names its product DiGeorge syndrome critical region gene 2 (gene DGCR2). Lineage: Eukaryota; Metazoa; Chordata; Mammalia; Chiroptera; Rhinolophidae. Bases 245 to 1879 code for a protein of 544 amino acids. Gene Ontology annotation, cellular component: membrane. The record is from RefSeq and is a predicted model, not a curated record. Gene Ontology annotation, molecular function: protein binding. The transcript is spliced from 10 exons.
GAGGCGGGGCGGCGCGGAGCCGAACAGGACGGCCGCCAUCUUGAGCGGAGCCGGAGUCAGAUUCCGAGGCUGCGGUGGACAGUGUGCGCGAGCCGGCGGUCAGCGCAGCUGCGGCCCAGCCAGAACUCUCUCCAGCCGCCGUUCCACGCCUGUCCCCGGCCCGGCUCCCCGACCCUCGGCCCGGCCCUGUCCAGCCUCCCCGCGGGGUUACGCGGCCGCCCCGGGGACGAUGAACGGAGGAUAAAUGGUGCCCAAGGCAGACAGCGGUGCCUUCCUUCUGCUCUUCCUGCUUGUGCUCACCGUCACCGAGCCGCUGCGACCAGAGCUGCGGUGCAACCCUGGGCAGUUUGCCUGUCGCAGUGGCACUAUCCAGUGCAUCCCCCUCCCCUGGCAGUGUGACGGCUGGGUGACUUGUGAGGAUGAGAGCGACGAAGCCGACUGUCCAGAAGUGACCAGGGAGUCGCGUCCUUACCAUGGGAAGGAGGCUGUGGAUCCGCGGCAGGGGCGGGUCCGAGGCGGCGACCCCACACACUUCCACGCGGCGCAGCCCGUCCGCUUCAGCAGGAAGUGCCCGACAGGGUGGCACCACUAUGAAGGCACAGCCAGCUGCUACAGGGUCUACUUGAGCGGGGAGAACUACUGGGACGCCGCACAGACCUGCCAGCGUGUCAAUGGCUCCCUCGCCACCUUCUCCACUGACCAGGAGCUGCGCUUUGUCCUGGCCCAGGAAUGGGACCAGCCGGAGCGGAGUUUUGCUUGGCAGGACCAGCACAAGUUGUGGGUUGGCUACCAGUAUGUCAUCACUGGCCGGAACCACUCCUUAGAAGGUCGCUGGGAGGUAGCAUUCAAAGGCUCCUCAGAGGUGUUCCUGCCCCCAGACCCCAUCUUCGCGUCGGCCAUGUCCGAAAGUGACAGUGUGUUCUGCGCCCAGCUCCAGUGCUUCCACUUCCCCACCCUCCGCCACCACGACCUGCACAGCUGGCAUGCGGAGAACUGCUACGAGAAGUCUUCGUUUCUGUGUAAAAGAAGUCAAACAUGUGUAGACAUCAAGGACAAUGUGGUGGAUGAAGGGUUCUACUUCACCCCCAAAGGAGACGACCCGUGCCUGAGCUGCACCUGCCAUGGAGGAGCGCCGGAGAUGUGCGUGGCUGCCCUGUGCGAGCGGCCCCAGGGCUGCCAGCAGUACCGCAAGGAUCCCAAGGAGUGCUGCAAGUUCAUGUGCCUGGACCCAGAUGGGAACAGCCUGUUCGACUCCAUGGCCAGUGGGAUGCGUCUGAUCGUUAGUUGCAUCUCCUCCUUCCUCAUCUUGUCCCUGCUGCUUUUCAUGGUCCACCGGCUGCGCCAAAGGCGCCGGGAGCGCAUCGAGUCCCUGAUUGGAGCAAACCUGCACCACUUCAACCUCGGCCGGAGGAUCCCCGGCUUUGACUACGGCCCGGACGGCUUUGGCACGGGCCUCACGCCGCUGCACCUUUCUGACGAUGGAGAAGGCGGGACUUUCCAUUUCCAUGACCCUCCGCCCCCCUACACUGCCUACAAGUACCCAGACAUCGACCAGCCCGAUGACCCGCCGCCGCCCUAUGAGGCCUCCAUCAACCCCGACAGCGUGUUCUACGACCCUACAGACGACGAUGCCUGUGAGCCAGCAGAGACUGGCCCGCCAACCCCUGGGGAUGGGGACAGUGAAGGUGCAUCGCCCCGGCGCCUGGAGCAGCCUCUGCCCACCACGGGGGCCUCCCUGGCAGACCUGGAAGACUCAGCUGACAGCAGUAGCGCCCUGCUCGUGCCCCCUGACCCCACUCAGAGCGGGAGCGCCGCAGCCACAGAGGCGCUGCCAGGGGAUGGCCGCCACAGCCGCAGUUCCCUCAGUACCGUGGUGUAGAGGAUGCCCAGCCCAUGGCCCUGAGGGGCAGGGAGCACCUGUUUGUUGUCAAGAAAACUUUGAUCCCCAUGGAGACUUGAAGGGCUCCUGCGUGAGCUUGGACCCAGCUGCACUGCCGCACACCCCGCGAAGGUGUGCACAUGUGUGUAGAGACUGCACCACACUCCUGAGGGAGCGAGCAACUGCACCGAGUCUCUUGAGGGCUUCAAAAACAUGCAUAGCUCUGGGUCGCUGUCUUUUUCUUUUUAAAUGACAGAAGAAUAACAAAGAUUAUUCAAACCACACAUUUUAGAAGUAGGGAACAAAGCAGGCACUGGGGGCCUGGGUGGGGACCAAAUCAUCCCUGACCUUGGUGGGCUUGCUCGCUGCAGCACGCCGUCCAGAGGAGUCUGCCGCCCAGCGACCGAGCCCUGGCUGCCACGGCGCACCUCACUGCCCACUGUUCAGGAGGGCACUUCCAGGUGCCGGGGUACUUGUGGACUGUUAGGAUUGUCUGGGCAGUGGGUCUGGAGGUUGCAACAGUGCUUACUCUGGGGGUCAUCCCCCACAGGGCCAGCUGUGAACAUCGCGGGUGACCCUGCCCCGGGCUGGGAGCAGGCCUGGGGCUCUGGUGCCCAAGGCCCUGAGAAGGAGAGCUUGGAAGGAGGUUGAACUCUUCACUGUCUUUCCACCUGGGCUCUGCGAAGCCCAGUUCUGUGCCAGCAGGCCCUGGCCCCACCCUGUCGGAUUUCUCCCCAGCAUUGCUGUGCAUGGCUCUUCCAGGAGGCAGCUCUGGAGUGGGUUUGAGGUCCUUAGCCAUGCAUGGGUGUCCUGGCCCUGGACCCUCCGCUGGGGCUUGAGGGCUAAGCUGGCUCCUAUCUGUUACCCUCUGGAGCCCCCCUCCUGUUGAUUUUGCCCUCAGACCUGGCCUGCCCACACCCCCACCUUGUUUGUGCCAUAAAGGGUUGUUUCUUUGGGGGGAGGGGUGGCUGAAAUUAACAUCCUGGGCUGUGUCCAUCUCCUAGAAGUCCACUUCUUGCACGCCACCGCCACCACUAGCACCGAGUGCCCGGUGGCUGCAUGCCACCUUCCUGUCCUCGGCUGCACAGGAUGCUGGGUUCCCUGCCCGAGGGCCUUUGGACGGGGGAGCCUGUUGCCUGUACCUGGGCAGUGGUCUUAUCUCCUGACACGGGGCUCUUAGCAUUUCUGAGGUUUGGAGAUUGCGGGUUCUGUGCGAUUUUCAGCACAUCCAUAUCUUUUCUACGUUGAAUGUCUGGAUCUUUUUUUGUGUGCGUGUGUGUGUCUGUGUGUGUGUACAUAUGUGUCCAAGUGUUUGCAGGUGGUGGCAGUACCUGGGAACUCGUGCCUCGCUUUCCUGUGCUGGCCAUGGCCUCUUGGGUGGCACUGAGGCAUGUCGGGGUCUGCGCCUCUGCCCCUUACCUGAGAGUGCGGAGCCCUGCUCCUGGUCCCCCUUGCAGCCUUUCCAGACCAGCAUACAGCAGGGGGAGGGCUGACGUGAAGGUGGGCCCCCCGUGCUGCUUUGUGGUGACAGACCUUGGUGGCACAGUCCAGUUCUGGGCGUUUUCUCAC